Messenger RNA from Dovyalis caffra, 444 nucleotides. The record is from the annotation of a GenBank genome assembly. Lineage: Eukaryota; Viridiplantae; Streptophyta; Magnoliopsida; Malpighiales; Salicaceae.
AUGGUGAGUCUGUUAGAUCUCAUCUCCACCGCCACCUACAUCAACCAAACACUAUCUGUUACAUUCAAGCGUAGGAAUGGAGGACGCAAUAAGCACGGCCGUGGACACGUCAAGUUCAUCCGCUGCUCCAACUGCGGCAAAUGCUGUCCCAAGGACAAGGCAAUUAAGAGGUUUCUCGUGAGGAACAUUGUGGAGCAAGCCGCCGUUAGGGAUGUUCAAGAGUCUUGUGUUUAUGAUGGCUAUGUCUUGCCAAAACUUUACGUCAAGAUGCAGUACUGUGUCUCUUGUGCUAUUCACUCCCGUGUUGUGAGGGUCCGCUCCCGCUCUGAGCGCAGGAACAGAGAGCCUCCACAGCGUUUCCUUAGACGCAGGGAUGACAUGCCAAAGCCUGGUCAGCCUGGUCAAGCUCCUCGUCUUGCUGGGGCAGCUGCUGCUCGUACCUAG